Paramecium sonneborni is the source of this 858-nucleotide messenger RNA. The record is from the annotation of a GenBank genome assembly. Lineage: Eukaryota; Ciliophora; Oligohymenophorea; Peniculida; Parameciidae.
UUCUAUUUUAAUUUUAAUAAAAUAAUAUGUAACUUGAUUGUAAAACGGUGGCAAUAGUAACAGGUGGAGCAUCAGGAUUAGGAUUGGCAACAGUUGAAUUGUUAAAUUAAAAAUAAUGUAAAGUGGUGGCAGCAGAUUUUAAUGAGGUUAGAAUAUAAAAAUAAUUUAUAAGGAGAAAGGUUAAGAGUUAAUAAAGAGAUUUGAGAACGGGAAUGUAAAAUUUUUUAAGGUUGAUGUUCAAAAUGAAGAUGAAAUAAAGAAAUUAAUAGAAUUCACAGUGAAAGAAUUUGGAUAGAUAAAUUUAGUAGUGAAUUCUGCUGGGAUUCCAUCUGCUUAAAUGACAGCAACUAGAUCAAGUGUUGCAUCAACAUCUGAAAUGAAUAUAUUAUUGUAGAUUAAUGUAAUUGGCACAUUUAAUGUUUGUAAAUAUGCAGCUUAACAUAUGAUCAAAUCUUAAGUUAAAGGAGUUAUAGUGAAUGUUGCAAGCUUAGCUGGAAUAGAAGGAUAAAGAGGUUAAGUAAUUUAUUCAGCAUCAAAAGGAGCGGUGAUUGCUAUGACAUUACCUAUGGCAAGAGAUUUGGGUAAACAUGGAAUCAGAGUUGUUACUAUAGCACCAGGAGUAAAACUUUAUUAUCAUAUAUUUAUUAGAUUAUAUAUACACCUAUGUUUGAAAUGAUCUAACCUAAAAUUAAAGAAUAAUUGUCAUAACAAGUAGCUUUAGGAAGAUUAGGAGCAGCUUAAGAAUUUGCAUAAUUAGUCGAAAUGAUAUACUAAUCAUAGUAUUUAACGGGGUGUGUAUUACGUUUAGAUGGAGGAUUACGCGUGCCUCAUUUAUGAUUAAUAUUAUUAAUAAAUCAG